AUGGGUCGCGAAGAGCAGGUCGAAGAGCGAGAAGUUCUCGACUCGAUAUUUCCAGAGGAAAUUACAGAUAUAUCAGACACCUCCUACCGAAUAACUAUAACACUCGACCUCGACGAAGACGAAGAGAAUGAGAAGGCACCAACUCUUUUAUUACAAGUCUCUUAUCCAGAAGCAUAUCCUGAUGUGGCACCUGACCUCGAAAUACUAACACCACCGAAUUCCGCAAAACACACUCGCUUCGACUUACAAGAGGACAAAGCACAACUUAUGGAGGCAAUUCAACCUAGCAUCGAAGAGAACCUCGGCAUGGCAAUGAUAUUCACCUUAGUCAGUACGCUAAAGGAAGCGGCGGAGACAUUGAUAAUGGAGCGUGUAGCGUCUGAGAGACAAGCGCGCGAAAGAGAGAUUGCAGAAGCCGAGGAGGAAGAGAAUCGGAAAUUCCAGGGCACACUCGUCAACAAAGAGAGAUUCCUUGAGUGGAGAGAGAAAUUUAGGAAGGAGAUGGAGGAAGAAGAGCAGAGAGAACGGGAGGAGAAAGAGGCAGAAGAGAAGAAGAAAAAGCCGUCUGCUCGUGAGGAGCAAAAGCUUACAGGACGACAGCUCUGGGAGCGAGGUCUGGCUGGCAAGGGCGAUUAUGAUGAGGAGGGCGAAGAUGAGUUGCCGUCGGAAGCCGUCGAAAAGUUGCAAAUUUCAACAUAG
This is a messenger RNA of Talaromyces marneffei, 699 nucleotides long. RefSeq lists its product as uncharacterized. The record is from RefSeq and is a predicted model, not a curated record. The transcript is spliced from 2 exons. The coding region runs from base 1 to 699 and encodes 232 amino acids. Gene Ontology annotation, biological process: cytoplasmic translation. Gene Ontology annotation, molecular function: protein binding. Lineage: Eukaryota; Fungi; Ascomycota; Eurotiomycetes; Eurotiales; Trichocomaceae.